AAAAAGAAGCCUUUUGGUGGAUUUUAAGCCAAAAAUGAAAAGAACAGAGAAAGGGGUAACCGUGCAUUUUUGUUUCUUGUGUUGUUGAGACUUGAGAGUCUUAACUUAACCCCUUCGAUGGGGAAGAAGAGCCGAUCAUCUACAUCUUCUCCUUCAACACCCAAUCCCGAAGAAAGAAAAGGGUUUUCUUUAAUGAACGAUGAUCUUCUUCAAAACAUACUCUCAAGGCUUCCUGCCACCUCCUUCGCCUCCGCAGCUGCCGUCUCCAAGGCCUGGAACGCUGCUUGUAGUCGCAUACUUUCUCGCCCUAAGCUCUCCUCCGCUGUCUCCCUCAACCCUUCUCCUCUUGUUGCUUUACAAGAGGUUUUUGACAAGGUUAUGUCAGAGCCAAUUCGACCCCAUUUUGCUAUUGCCAGUGUUGGUCCUGGGUUUUACUUAAAAAAUGUUCUCCAAUUCAUGGUAGAUAAACUGGGAUCAAGAACUCCGAUUAUUUUAUCUUCUGUUAGCGGAAUUAUUGGACGAGAUGCCCUUACUCAUGAAUUUAGAGAGGUCAAGUGGAAUUAUGGUCAUAUUGGUGAUGAAGUUUCUUCAAAUAAUGGCAUCGUAUUGACUGUUGGAUUUGUUCCGGGACUUAAAGUCGAUGCUAUCCCUCUUUUAGGACACAACAAGGCACCUCAAGGGUCAAUGAUUGACGAUUUUGUUAUGGAUAUUAAGAGUUACACAUCCUCUGUGUCAGGUUACACUUCACCGCUUGCGAUUAUAAUGAUUGGAGAUGCAGAUGUUGACCAGAAACCUAUCAUUGAAAAGUUAGAUUAUGCAAUGCCCAUGGAAACGAUCAUUGUGGGUGAUGAGAGAGGUCAGUUUGUAUAUAGAAGUGCUGAUGUUCCGAGAAAUGCCAGCACUAGUCAAAAACACUCUCUUGAUGCUGUUGCUCUUGUAUUUGCAAGAGAUAGAGACAAGGCCCAUGGUAACUGUUCCUUUGGUAUAGGGGAUAUUGAAUUUCAUUUUGCAUUGUCAAAUGGUGUUUCGGCAAUUGGACCAAGGCUUAAGGCAGUUUCUGUUAAGGUGAAAGCAUCUGAAAAUGUUACUUGGCUCACUGCCAGAAGAGAAGGACAGCAGGAGAUUCUUGAUGGUCAAAGUAUGCUGGAUGAUAUCGAUAAUGAGAUGGAAAAUCAUAUGGAAUACGUUGAACUUUACAUUGGGGUUACAAGACGACGGAACUGUUCUGUUGGCUCAGAUAAGCCUAGGUUGAUGACGACGUUGACACUCCAUGGAGUUGAAGGAGGAGAUGAGGAGUACCUUUAUGUUGAUGGUGUCGGAAUCAGAACUGGAGACUGUUUCCAGUUUUACCAUUCAGAUCCCAAAACUGCGUUACCUUCAUGCCGAAAUGUCUCCUCAGCCCUUAGAAGUUUGAAGUUGGAUUGGGAUUCUAAAUGCUGCCUCAGCAAAAGGGCUGUUGUUAAUGCCAUUGAUAAGAAGGAAGCUUUCGGAGGAUUCAUCUUUUCUUGCCUUGGCCGUGGGGAGUCAUUCUUUGGGCACCUUAAUGUUGACAGCACGCCAUUCUUGGAGAACUUUCCUGGGGUUCCCGUGGCAGGAAUAUUUUGCGGUGGGGAAAUUGGGCGUGGCUAUACUGGCUUAACUGCGCAUGGAGGCAAAGAAGGCUCUGCUCAUUGCCCUCUCCAUGUCUAUAGUACUGUUUAUCUUGUGAUGUCAUAUGCUUCACCUGCAGAGCAUUAGAUCUUUUCCAUGGCUCCCUUUAAUAUGGAUGGGAAGUCUUCAGUCUCAGAGAUGACUCUAAAAGUAACCAGCUGCUUGGUGCUGCUCAAGUGUUUUCAUUAUCCUUAAAAGAUUGACCUAUUCUUAGAAGGCUGCAUUCUUAUGAAUUUCUAGAAUUAAAAAUCGCAGAACAAAACGAACAUCCUUGUAUUAGACCACCUUUGUAAAAUAGAUACCUGUUUUCUGUUUUAGAUGCUUAAGAAGAGAAGUUUCAUGUUCUUUCAUGUACAUUUUUCUUAUUUUCAGGUUAUGGUUUUCUUUUACUAAAAAAAUGAAAAAUGGUUUCAUUGAUGGGGGAAAAAUAAUGAAUGAUAAUAUGAUUAUCAUUCAAUUAAAUGAAAUUGUUGUUUCCCUUCCAUUUUCUUUCCAGUGGUGGAUAUAUUGGGUCUUGAGACAUGGAAAUAAAAAUGCAGAUUCAUUCUUUUUCCUAUCAACUAUUCCAUUUAAUCCUUUCCCUUGUCUCCUACCAAACCAAAUACAAAAACAAGAAGAGUGACUUCUUCAGGACACGGAGAAUUCGCCAAUCAUGUCUGACUUUACUCUCUAAUCUGUCGAAAACUCUAAUAGCUAGCUAGGCCUAGACAUGUGCAAGAAAGACCUUUUUAUUGUAUGUUACAAUAGUAAUAAUGAUAAUGUCCUGUCUCGUUUACACUGAUCACCAGUAAU
This is a messenger RNA of Durio zibethinus, 2442 nucleotides long. The record is from RefSeq and is a predicted model, not a curated record. NCBI's taxonomy places the organism in Eukaryota, Viridiplantae, Streptophyta, Magnoliopsida, Malvales, Malvaceae.